AUUUAUUCUCAUUUGCAUGCUGAUUAUCUUCAUUUUAGUAGCAACUACACUUCAACUCGACACUACUCUAUUUGUUGAAACCUCAGGAAUCAAAGAAGUGAAAGUCUUGAUGAAUGCAGAAUAAUAGAUCUAUUACUAACAAUUUGAUGACUAUGGCAAAAUAUUGUAUACCCCAUCAAUUACCUAAUUAGAUCAGUCAAUUUUACAGGAAAUGACAUAUCGAAGUCUUUCUGUUAACCUUUUUACCAAGGAGUUUCUCUAACAAUAUCAUCUGAAGGAUUGGUACCAUUGGUGAGUCAACAAGUGAAGAAGAGUUUGGAUGACCUCUCUGAGGACGAUUUGUUUUUAGGAUAUCGAGAAAAAUUGAUUUCAUUAGCUAACAGCCCUGAUGGAAUUUGUGUAUUGACUUCGAAAGGAAAUGUCUAUUUGAUUGUAUCAAAUGGCAACAAUCCCAUUAUUAUAAAAAAUUAAACUCUGCCUCAUGUUACUCUAAAUCAAGAACCAGAAACAUUAGUUUACGAUGAAAAAUCAAGAUAUUUUUUUGCAUUUUUCAAAGAUCAUUUAAUAAAAUUUUAGUUUCAAUAAGAGUAGUUAGAUGCAGCUUCAAUCUCUGAAUGGAUUUCUCCGUAAAAAAAAAUGAGGCUUGUUGCUAGCAAUGGUUGGCUUUAUUGCACUUAAGAAGAAGACGGUUUGCUAAUCUAUUAAAUGUCACAUAAUCAUGUUUAACAUGUUAAAACCAUAAAAUCAAUUGAUUUAUAUAAUAAAACUGUAGAGAGCUUUUAAAUUGUUGAUAUUGCAGUUUUUGAAGAUAAACUGUACAUAUUAGAUGCUAAAAAUGGAGUAUCAUUAUUUAACAUAUUUUUCAAUGGAACUUUUACAAAAAAUGAUAAAUUUGGAACUAUUAACCUCCAAGACUGUCAUUCCAUUUCUGCAAAGGAUACAACUUUGAUUGUUCUUCAAAACUUCAAAUAGAGUUUUUAAGUUGUUGAAUUUUACGUAAAGAAUGAUGAAUGGAUCUAAAUCCGAAAGUAUGUUACUAAGAGCAAGUUACAAAGGGCCGACAUAAUUGAUGAUAAUCUAGUUAUAAUAAGAGGAUUGCAUGAUCACAAGAUCUUACUCACAAGAAUGCCAGAAAAAUAUUUAGACAAACAAAAUCAUUAAUUGUAAAUUCUUAAUUGUUAUUUAGGGAAAACUAUUUUUUUAGUGGUAAUUUGCUUGGAGUUGAAAAAUCUGGAGAUAACAAUGAUACUCUCAUUGCUGUGUCUCCUCAUGGAUUUUAUUAGUUCUCCUAUUAUUAUUAUCCCACUUACAUGAUUUGCAAUAGCAAUAAUGCUAAAUCAGGACGAUACUAAUCAAAUGUAAUUAUUAUUUCUAUGCACGAUAGAUGAUUUUGAAAAGCACAAACUGUUCAAAGAAAAUAGAAACACAGGAUGAUUUGUUUUAUUGCUGGACUGAUUUUCAUUAUACAUUUGAAGUUAAGAGACCCCUGUUCUCUGCAGAAGAAUAACAGAAUUAUACUAUUUUUGUGAUAAUUCUUGGCGUUGUUUGUGUAGUAAUGUUAUCCAUGAUAGGAUACUAUUACUCCAAAUAACAGAAGAGGUUAAAAAAAUUAAUAGAAAUAGAAAAAAGAAAUAAAGCAAAUAAGGUCUAAUAAUUAAAAGGAUGAUUAUUUAAUUUUAUAUUCUAAG
Paramecium octaurelia is the source of this 1688-nucleotide messenger RNA. NCBI's taxonomy places the organism in Eukaryota, Ciliophora, Oligohymenophorea, Peniculida, Parameciidae. The record is from the annotation of a GenBank genome assembly.